Molecule: messenger RNA, 9218 nt
Organism: Oreochromis niloticus (Nile tilapia)
Lineage: Eukaryota; Metazoa; Chordata; Actinopteri; Cichliformes; Cichlidae
Gene: selp
Product: selectin P
Exons: 49
Coding region: 154-8997 (2947 amino acids)
Biological process (GO): cell adhesion
Cellular component (GO): membrane
Molecular function (GO): calcium ion binding
Source: RefSeq, a predicted model, not a curated record
GAGUUUCCACUGAAAAGCCCAAUUGUUAUGAAAGCUUUCAGGAAACCUGGACCAAGCCAACCAUCUGUAUAAAGUCAGGCACUUCAGCGCAAAACCCUCAGAAUCAUUUGAUAUCUAUCUACACUGAAGUCAAAGGCUAAAGAAUCACUUAAAAUGAAAUUGUGCUAUGGAUUAUUUCAGACCCGUGCCGCAUGGAUCCAGUUUGCCUUUAUCUGCUCAAUGCUGUGCAUGUGGACUAGUGUUGAGUCCUGGUCUUACGUCUACUCAAACGAAUCAAUGAAAUGGGAUGAUGCACGUAAAUGGUGCAAGGAGAACUACACAGACAUGGUGGCCAUCCAGAACCGGGAGGAGAUCGAGCAUCUUAACAACUGGCUGCCCAAAAAAAAAGGCUACUACUGGAUUGGGAUCCGUAAGAUCAAUGAUGUCUGGACCUGGGUAGGAACCAACAAAACUCUGACAGAAGAAGCGACGAACUGGGCAGAAGGAGAACCAAAUAAUGGCAAAGCUGGACAAAGUGUAGGAGUCACUGAGGACUGUGUGGAGAUGUACAUUAAACGAGACCAAAAUCCAGGCACGUGGAAUGACGAGAGGUGUAUGAAAAAAAAGACUGCUCUGUGCUACACAGCGGCUUGUAAGAAUGACUCCUGUUUGCAUGGAGAGUGUGUUGAAACCAUCAACAGCCACAAAUGUGAAUGCUUUGAAGGGUUUUUUGGAGACAAGUGUGGCCAAGUUGUGCAGUGUAACAAAAGUGAGGUGAUUGUCCCAGAUAAAGGACAUGUAAAUUGCUCUCACAAGCAUGGCAAUUUCUCCUAUGACUCGUUGUGUCAGUACUCCUGUGAGGAAGGAUACAAGCUGAGUGUGCAGACUCCUCUGAGGUGCACAGCCUCAGGAAAAUGGUCAGAUAAGCACCCUUCAUGUGAAUUGAUUCAGUGUGAGAAGAUGUCAGAGCCUACACAUGGAUCCAUGAAAUGCUCCAAUCCUCUGGGCUCAUUCAGCUAUCAGUCCACCUGUACUUUUACCUGUGAUGAAGGUUAUGUACUGUCUGCAUCUCCAUCUCUGCAAUGUGAAUCAUCAGGAAACUGGAAUGCAUCCCAGCCAUUCUGUGUUGCUGUCCAGUGCCCUGCUCUGCAAAAUUUGAAAAAUGGCUUUGUCAGCUGUGGAGAAGAUGCUGAUAUGAGGUUCAGCUACAAAAACACCUGCAGCUUCAGUUGUGACCAAGGUUACCAUUUAGUGGGAGCCAGUAGCGUGACCUGCACGUCAGGAGGUACAUGGAAUCAGCAGAUUCCUCACUGUGAAGCCAUCCUUUGCCAGAAUCCAGAGAGAGAAGCUCCCCUCAUCAUGCAGUGCAGUGACUCUGUGACUGAACUGCGACCAAACUCCACCUGCAGCUUCAGCUGUGAAGAAGGUUUUGAACUGCAGGGAGCAAACACCAUCAAGUGUUCUGAGGACGGACAGUGGAAUAAAAACAUACCUACAUGCAAAGUUGUUCGAUGCCCGUUGCUUGAGGCUCCUGAAAACGGUCACAUCAAUUGCUCCAGCACUGAGUCAGUUUACAACUCUCAGUGCUCCUUCACCUGUGACCAAGGCUACUUAUUAGAAGGACCUGAGCUGCUGACCUGUGAUAAUCAUGGCAACUGGACUGGAGAGAAACCCACCUGUCAAGCCAUCCUUUGCCAGAAUCCAGAGAGAGAAGCUCCCCUCAUCAUGCAGUGCAGUGACUCUGUGACUGAACUGCGACCAAACUCCACCUGCAGCUUCAGCUGUGAAGAAGGUUUUGAACUGCAGGGAGCAAACACCAUCAAGUGUUCUGAGGACGGACAGUGGAAUAAAAACAUACCUACAUGCAAAGAAAAACAAUGUCCUGCUCCAGAGGUCCCAAUACAUGGUCAGAUAAGCUGCAGCCCUUCUCUGUCUUCAUUUGUUAGUCAUGAGGCAACACAUCCAGUUGGCAUGGUUUGCAUUUUUACCUGUGAUGAAGGUUAUGUACUGUCUGGAUCUCCAUCUCUGCAAUGUGAAUCAUCAGGAAACUGGAAUGCAUCCCAGCCAUUCUGUGUUGCUGUCCAGUGCCCUGCUCUGCAAAAUUUGAAAAAUGGCUUUGUCAGCUGUGGAGAAGAUGCUGAUAUGAGGUUCAGCUACAAAAACACCUGCAGCUUCAGUUGUGACCAAGGUUACCAUUUAGUGGGAGCCAGUAGCGUGACCUGCACAUCAGGAGGUACAUGGAAUCAGCAGAUUCCUCACUGUGAAGCCAUCCUUUGCCAGAAUCCAGAGAGAGAAGCUCCCCUCAUCAUGCAGUGCAGUGACUCUGUGACUGAACUGCGACCAAACUCCACCUGCAGCUUCAACUGUGAAGAAGGUUUUGAACUGCAGGGAGCAAACACCAUCAAGUGUUCUGAGGACGGACAGUGGAAUAAAAACAUACCUACAUGCAAAGCAAAAGGAUGUCCUGCUCCAGAGGUCCCAACAAAUGGUCAGAUAAGCUGCAGCCCUUCUCUGUCUUCAUUUGUUAGUCAUGAGACACCCCAUCCACUUGGCAUGCUUUGUAAUUUUACAUGUGAUGAAGGACAUGAGCUGCAAGGUGCACACAGCAUGGAGUGUACACAUCCAGGCCAAUGGACCUCCAGAUCACCAAUCUGCACAGCUGUUACAUGUUUGUUGCUUGAGGCUCCUGAAAACGGCCACAUCAAUUGCUCCAGCACUGAGUCAGUUUACAACUCUCAGUGCUCCUUCACCUGUGACCAAGGCUACUCAUUAGAAGGACAUGAGCUGCUGACUUGUGAUCACCAUGGCAACUGGACUAGAGAGAAACCCACCUGUCAAGCCAUCCUUUGCCAGAAUCCAGAGAGAGAAGCUCCCCUCAUCAUGCAGUGCAGUGACUCUGUGACUGAACUGCGACCAAACUCCACCUGCAGCUUCAGCUGUGAAGAAGGUUUUGAACUGCAGGGAGCAAACACCAUCAAGUGUUCUGAGGACGGACAGUGGAAUAAAAACAUACCUACAUGCAAAGCAAAAGGAUGUCCUGCUCCAGAGGUCCCAACAAAUGGUCAGAUAAGCUGCAGCCCUUCUCUGUCUUCAUUUGUUAGUCAUGAGACACCCCAUCCACUUGGCAUGCUUUGUAAUUUUACAUGUGAUGAAGGACAUGAGCUGCAAGGUGCACACAGCAUGGAGUGUACACAUCCAGGCCAAUGGACCUCCAGAUCACCAACCUGCACAGUUGUUCGAUGCCCGUUGCUUGAGGCUCCUGAAAACGGUCACAUCAAUUGUUCCAGCACUGAGUCAGUUUACAACUCUCAGUGCUCUUUCACCUGUGACCAAGGCUACUCAUUAGAAGGACCUGAGCUGCUGACCUGUGAUCAUCAUGGCAACUGGACUGGAGAGAAACCCACCUGUCAAGCCAUCCUUUGCCAGAAUCCAGAGAGAGAAGCUCCCCUCAUCAUGCAGUGCAGUGACUCUGUGACUGAACUGCGACCAAACUCCACCUGCAGCUUCAGCUGUGAAGAAGGUUUUGAACUGCAGGGAGCAAACACCAUCAAGUGUUCUGAGGACGGACAGUGGAAUAAAAACAUACCUACAUGCAAAGAAAAACAAUGUCCUGCUCCAGAGGUCCCAAUGCAUGGUCAGAUAAGCUGCAGCCCUUCUCUGUCUUCUUUUGUUAGUCAUGAGGCAACACAUCCAGUUGGCAUGGUUUGCAUUUUUACCUGUGAUGAAGGUUAUGUACUGUCUGGAUCUCCAUCUCUGCAAUGUGAAUCAUCAGGAAACUGGAAUGCAUUCCAGCCAUUCUGUGUUGCAAAAGGAUGUCCUGCUCCAGAGGUCCCAACAAAUGGUCAGAUAAGCUGCAGCCCUUCUCUGUCUUCAUUUGUUAGUCAUGAGACACCCCAUCCACUUGGCAUGCUUUGUAAUUUUACAUGUGAUGAAGGACAUGAGCUGCAAGGUGCACACAGCAUGGAGUGUACACAUCCAGGCCAGUGGACCUCCAGAUCACCAACCUGUACAGCUGUUACAUGUUUGUUCCUUGAGGCUCCUGAAAACGGUCACAUCAAUUGUUCCAGCACUGAGUCAGUUUACAACUCUCAGUGCUUCUUCACCUGUGACCAAGGCUACUCAUUAGAAGGACAUGAACUGCUAACCUGUGAUCACCAUGGCAACUGGACUGGAGAGAAACCCACCUGUCAAGCCAUCCUUUGCCAGAAUCCAGAGAGAGAAGCUCCCCUCAUCAUGCAGUGCAGUGACUCUGUGACUGAACUGCGACCAAACUCCACCUGCAGCUUCAGCUGUGAAGAAGGUUUUGAACUGCAGGGAGCAAACACCAUCAAGUGUUCUGAGGACGGACAGUGGAAUAAAAACAUACCUACAUGCAAAGAAAAACAAUGUCCUGCUCCAGAGGUCCCAAUACAUGGUCAGAUAAGCUGCAGCCCUUCUCUGUCUUCUUUUGUUAGUCAUGAGGCAACACAUCCAGUUGGCAUGGUUUGCAUUUUUACCUGUGAUGAAGGUUAUGUACUGUCUGCAUCUCCAUCUCUGCAAUGUGAAUCAUCAGGAAACUGGAAUGCAUCCCAGCCAUUCUGUGUUGCUGUCCAGUGCCCUGCUCUGCAAAAUUUGAAAAAUGGCUUUGUCAGCUGUGGAGAAGAUGCUGAUAUGAGGUUCAGCUACAAAAACACCUGCAGCUUCAGUUGUGACCAAGGUUACCAUUUAGUGGGAGCCAGUAGCGUGACCUGCACAUCAGGAGGUACAUGGAAUCAGCAGAUUCCUCACUGUGAAGCCAUCCUUUGCCAGAAUCCAGAGAGAGAAGCUCCCCUCAUCAUGCAGUGCAGUGACUCUGUGACUGAACUGCGACCAAACUCCACCUGCAGCUUCAGCUGUGAAGAAGGUUUUGAACUGCAGGGAGCAAACACCAUCAAGUGUUCUGAGGACGGACAGUGGAAUAAAAACAUACCUACAUGCAAAGCAAAAGGAUGUCCUGCUCCAGAGGUCCCAACAAAUGGUCAGAUAAGCUGCAGCCCUUCUCUGUCUUCAUUUGUUAGUCAUGAGACACCCCAUCCACUUGGCAUGCUUUGUAAUUUUACAUGUGAUGAAGGACAUGAGCUGCAAGGUGCACACAGCAUGGAGUGUACACAUCCAGGCCAAUGGACCUCCAGAUCACCAACCUGCACAGUUGUUCGAUGCCCGUUGCUUGAGGCUCCUGAAAACGGUCACAUCAAUUGUUCCAGCACUGAGUCAGUUUACAACUCUCAGUGCUCUUUCACCUGUGACCAAGGCUACUCAUUAGAAGGACCUGAGCUGCUGACCUGUGAUCAUCAUGGCAACUGGACUGGAGAGAAACCCACCUGUCAAGCCAUCCUUUGCCAGAAUCCAGAGAGAGAAGCUCCCCUCUUCAUGCAGUGCAGUGACUCUGUGACUGAACUGCGACCAAACUCCACCUGCAGCUUCAGCUGUGAAGAAGGUUUUGAACUGCAGGGAGCAAACACCAUCAAGUGUUCUGAGGACGGACAGUGGAAUAAAAACAUACCUACAUGCAAAGCAAAAGGAUGUCCUGCUCCAGAGGUCCCAACAAAUGGUCAGAUAAGCUGCAGCCCUUCUCUGUCUUCAUUUGUUAGUCAUGAGACACCCCAUCCACUUGGCAUGCUUUGUAAUUUUACAUGUGAUGAAGGACAUGAGCUGCAAGGUGCACACAGCAUGGAGUGUACACAUCCAGGCCAAUGGGCCUCCAGAUCACCAACCUGUACAGUUGUUCGAUGCCUGUUGCUUGAGGCUCCUGAAAACGGUCACAUCAAUUGCUCCAGCACGGAGUCAGUUUACAACUCUCAGUGCUCCUUCACCUGUGACCAAGGCUACUCAUUAGAAGGACCUGAGCUGCUAACAUGUGAUCAUCAUGGCAACUGGACUGGAGAGAAACCCACCUGUCAAGCUCCUGCUCCAGUUACUGCAGUUACUGCUGGUGUUGCCACAGGAGGGAUUGCCUUGUUAUCUGGUGUGUCUAUGGCUAUGUGGGUCUUUAAAAAAUUGAAGAAAUCAAAAAACCUUGAACAGAUGUUAGUUGAUUGUAACACACUGAUAGCUACGCUGAUUGUGUUUGCCGUAGACUUGAGUAGUAGGAGAGGAGGUGCGCAGGCAUGGACGUACAACUACAGCACUGGUCCAAACCAGAACUGGUACGAGGCUCGCAAGUGGUGCCAGAAGUACUUCACGGAUAUGGUUGCCAGUCGGAACCAAGAGGAGACUAAUUUCCUCAAUGAUCUGCUGCCAUUUAAUCCAAAAUAUUACUGGAUAGGGAUUCACAGAGUGGCUGGAUUGUGGACCUCAGUAAACACCAGUCAGAGUGUACCUGAAGAGGCUCAAAACUGGGCAUCAGCAGAGCCAGAUACCAUAAGCCGUCAGGACUGUGUGGAGAUAUACAUUAAAAGGGGGACAGACACAGCCAAGUGGAACAAUGAGAACUGUAAUAAGUUGAAAGGAGCUCUCUGCUACACCGCCUCUUGCAAACAGGAGUCUUGCAGUGCUCAUGCAGACUGUGUGGAAAGCAUUGGAAGCCACAUCUGCAAGUGCCAUCCUGGUUUCCGAGGCCUACGCUGUGAAGAGGCGAUCACAUGCAAACCUUUUCCGCAUCCAGAUCAAGGCUCUCACCGCUGUUCUAAUCCCUAUGGGUCUAAUCAUUUUAACUCUUCCUGCCAUUUUCUCUGUGAAGUUGGAUUUCGGUUAAUAGGCGCGCCUCAACUGAUUUGCCAAGCCAAUGGGCUCUGGAACCACCCUGUUCCUCUGUGUCAAGUUGCACAGUGUCCAAAUUUGAAAUACACCAACUUCAGUGCGAGUAGCAUGAACUGCAGCCACCCCAUCGCACCCUUCAGCUACAACUCAACCUGUGAAUUCAGUUGUGAUGAAGGCUAUGAACUGAUUGGGCAGAACCAGAUCAUCUGUGAGCACACUGGCCAAUGGACAGCCACUGUUCCAGUAUGUACAGUGAGAAAAUGCUCCCCAGUUUUCUCUCCUGCUAUGGGCCACAUGACCUGUGUUGACCCCGUGGAGCCUUUCUCUUAUGGCUCAUGGUGCAACUUCACCUGCAAGGAGGGUUACUAUUUAACUGGGGACAAGGUACUCCUCUGUCUGACCUUGGGACAAUGGAGCAAACCUACACCUACAUGCACAGUGGUGCAGUGCAACAGUCUUCAGGCUCCACCUCAUGCCUAUCUGCAAUGCCAAGACCCUAUAAACAAGCACAGCUACACCUCAAUAUGCACUGUUCAGUGUGAAGAAGGAUUUGAUCUAAUUGGUACAAAUGUGACAAAAUGUUCUUCACAGGGUAACUGGAGUCAUGCACUUCCUGUUUGCCUGGCUAAGAGAUGUACUCCAAUUAGUUCUCCUUCUCAUGGCUCCAUAUCAUGUUCUGACCCAAAUGGUUCCUUCAGUUUUGGUUCUCGGUGCACAAAAACAUGUGAUGAGGGGUUUGUGCUGAAUGGGACAUCCAGCACUGAGUGCACCUCCAUGGGCAAGUGGAGUACAGAUAUUCCACCGUGCUUGGUUAAGAAAUGCCCCACACUGAACUCUCCUGCUCACGGAUCCAUAAAUUGCUCUCAUCCUCAUGGAGAGUUCAGUUUUGGUUCUCGUUGCAUGACAACGUGUGAUGAGGGUUUUGUCUUAAAUGGGACUGCUGUCACUGAGUGCACAGCUAUGAGCAACUGGAGCACAGACAUCCCACAUUGCUUGGCUAAGAAAUGCCCCACACUGAACUCUCCUGCUCACGGAUCCAUAUUUUGCUCUCAUCCUCAUGGAGAGUUCAGUUUUGGUUCUCGUUGCACGACAACGUGUGAUGAGGGUUUUGUGCUGAAUGGGACAUCCAGCACUGAGUGCACCUCCAUGGGCAAGUGGAGUACAGAUAUUCCACCGUGCUUGGUUAAGAAAUGCCCCACACUGAACUCUCCUGCUCACGGAUCCAUAAAUUGCUCUCAUCCUCAUGGAGAGUUCAGUUUUGGUUCUCGUUGCACAACAACGUGUGAUGAGGGUUUUGUGCUGAAUGGGACUGCUGACACCGAGUGCACAGCUAUGAGCAACUGGAGCACAGACAUACCUCAAUGUCUGGCUAGACGGUGUCCCACUCUGAGCUCACCCUCUCAUGGGUCCUUAGUCUGCUCUAAUCCCCACAGAGAGUACAGUUUUGCUUCUGUGUGCACAUCAACAUGUGCAGAAGGUUUUGUGCUAAAUGGUACAGCUAUCACAGAGUGCACACCUCAAGGCAGGUGGAACAGAGACAUUCCCCAUUGCUUAGCUGAAAGGUGUCCUAUUCUCACUCCUCCUUCUCAUGGGACUUUAGACUGCUCUCAUUCUCAUGGUGAGUUCAGUUUUGGCUCCAGGUGCACAUCAACCUGUGAGGACGGCUUUCUACUCACUGGCAUGGCUGACACUGAAUGCACCUCUGCGGGCACAUGGAGCACAGAAAUACCAGCCUGUCAGGCACGCCAAUGCCCCCUGCUGGCCAAAUCACCACAGCACGGAAGGAUGAACUGUAGCCAUCUGAACUCUCCUUUCAGUUAUGGCUCACAAUGUGACUUUAAAUGUAAUAAAGGUUUCUGGCUGAAAGGAACAUCAGCUAUGAUGUGCAACACCUCAGGUUACUGGAAUCAGGAUCCACCCAUCUGUCAACCUGUACAGUGCAAGGCCAUCCGUGCCUUCUCCUCAGACCUGUCUAUGAAUUGCUCUCAUCCUCUGGGGAAUUUCAGCUUUAGCUCUGAAUGCGUUUUCAGCUGUAAAGAUGGAUUCACCCUCAAUGGCACAGCAGUGAUACUUUGCUCUGCCACUGGGAUCUGGAGUGACAGCCUGCCCAGCUGCACAGGUAUGUCGAUAGGGACUGCCAUGUUGCUGUACACUGGCGCAGGGACGGGAAUUGCUGUUGGGAUACUUCUCCUGAUAGGACUGACUAUGCUGAUCAUGAAACAAUUAAAGAAAACAGGAAAUAUGAUCACUUCUGAUGUCCCGACAUGGGGUGAAAGAGAGAAUCCAGCAUUUGAGUUUUGACCUGUUGUUCCUUUUUUGAGAUGUGAUUUUACUUUUUGCUUGCUAUUAUUAUUAUUCUAAGAAGUUUGGUAGUUACUGCAUCUACUUGCUCCCGCAUAAGCAAUAGCAAUUCAUAAUACAGACUUCAUCCAUGAUACAUUAAGUAUGUCUACAGCUGUUGCAUUAGGUCCUCCCUGUAAAUUUCCAAAAGUAAAUAAAAUUCAAAAACAUCUCAGAAAACA